Messenger RNA from Aspergillus calidoustus, 609 nucleotides. Lineage: Eukaryota; Fungi; Ascomycota; Eurotiomycetes; Eurotiales; Aspergillaceae. The record is from the annotation of a GenBank genome assembly.
AUGUCUGCCCCAUCGUUUGCAGAGCUCGAGGCUGCUGCCAGCUCUGUUAUUGGCAUCCUACAGACAAUGCCGGAAUUCUCGAACGCUAAGAUUGCAGUUAUUGGAGGAUUAGGUCUUUGGAAAUAUCUCCGGGGUUACCGUACAACGGAGGAUGUCGACUUCCUUAUUACAGUUCAAGGAGCGCCGAGUGUAGUCAAAGACAAGCUACUUGCUAUGCCCUCUGGUCCCUUCCAUCAGCAGGCGCAGCUUUUUUUUUACAAAAGCCCGAACGGCAAGCAUAUUCAGAUCGAUAUCACGCCGGAUUGGCAGUCUCCGUAUCUUCCGUCUGCAGCCGUGUCUAUUUCCACUGUCCGGCCAGGGUCUCUUCCGUAUAUUUCAGAAAUUGAUCUUCUGGUUUUCAAGAUAAACAGCUGUGGUUUAAGGCCCACUCCCGCAAAGAAAUUACGUGACGCAACAGAUGCUAGGUCAUUGGCGGAUGAUCUCAGUUCUAGAGGACCCAUUGUCCUAUCAUCCACUCAAAAAAGGGCGGUACUCCAGGGCUUGGAUGAUGUAGUACGCCUCUCUGGAAAAGAUCUGACCUGGUGGAAGACAAAAUUGGCACUGAGUUGA